Molecule: messenger RNA, 4323 nt
Organism: Marmota flaviventris (yellow-bellied marmot)
Lineage: Eukaryota; Metazoa; Chordata; Mammalia; Rodentia; Sciuridae
Source: RefSeq, a predicted model, not a curated record
UCGACAGAUCCUGCCGCAGUCUGCUCCCUCCCGCACCACCCUCCUCCGCCCUCCCGGCAGUCGCCGCCGCCGCCGCCGCCGCGUCUCCCGUGUCCUCUGCCUGUGUUUCCUGGUCCUGCGCCGCCGCUCCCGCUUGUUCUCUUCGACCCCGGCCUUGAGGUAACGCGUCCAGGGCCAAGCCGCUGGGCCCUCCGCCCCGAGCGCCUUCCCUCAGUGCUCGCCCCGGUGGGUGUGGCCCGGCCUGCCCUGUGCCCUACUACUGCACUUCGGUUUCUUCUCGCUCGCCUCCGCUACAUUUCGGCCUCCUCCCCUGGCCCCUAGCUCCCCGCCCCCACCGCCGGAGACCGAGCCCCUGAGCUAGUCAAGAUGUCCGAGGCGGCAGGAAAUCUCAAUAGCCUCCGCAUGGCGAAUGUGGCCCUGCGAGAAGAAUUAAAUGCCCUUCGCGGGGAGAAUGCCAAUUUGGGCCUUCAACUGGGAAGAGCCCUGGCCGAGGUUAAUUCCUUGCGGGGCAAUGUCUCCAGCUACGUCCGCUGGCCAGUGCCCAUAGUACCCCUUAUUGCGGAGGAGAACUUUGACUUCCCGCUCAAUGAGAUCGACGCCGUUCCCGAGGGAGAGGUGCCCUUCUUGUGUUGGCCUCCCCCACGCACAGAUCCCGAGUAUGUCUCGGAUGAUCUUUUGAUUAACGUGAUCCAGGACUACAGCAACCCCGACGGGGUCAGUGAUCCUCCUCUGCCGCCCAGCCCACCCCCGCCAGAGCAGCCCUCACCCCCAGCGUCAAAGGAGCCGCCCCCGCAGCCGCAGCCGCAGCCGCAGCCGCAGCCGCAGCCCCAGCCCCAGCCGCAGCCCCAGCCCCUUCUGCCACCAUUGGAGAGGCCUAACAUACGGCUCUUUUCUGGCGAUCCAGUCUACCUGGCUGAAUUCCUGAUGCAGCUAGAGACCUUCAUAGCUGACCAUGAGGAUCAUUUCCCUGGGGGUGCUGAGCGGGUGGCCUUUCUGAUCUCCUUUUUCACUGGUGAAGCGAGGGACUGGGCCAUCUCUGUCACCCAGGAAGGAAGCUCCCUGCAUGCCAACUUCCCGCGCUUCCUGGAUGAAAUCCGUAAGGAAUUCCGUGGCCCCAUACCCCCACGAGUGGCUAGAAAGGCCAUACGCAAGCUCAAGCAGGGAGACUGUACCCUGGGCAGCUAUGCAGAUGCUUUUCAGUUCCUGGCCCAAUUCUUGUCUUGGGAUGACUGCCGCCUCCAAAAUCAGUUCCUCAAAGGCCUGUCGGAAUAUUUCCGAAAGGAGCUCUUAUGGUCAACUGAAAUGGCCGACCUGGAUGAGCUGAUUCUUGAGUGUGUGGAGAUAGAAAGAAAAGUGCGUAUCCCCAAGCCAAUCAAGCUCCCUGGGGUGCGCAAUGUCGUCCCUCCUUUUGCUCCCACCCCUGAUGAGGAAGAUAUUAUUGAUGAACAGCGCUACCAUGAGGAUGAUGAAGAUGGGAUAUGCAGGCACAGCUCUUCCCUGAAGGACCAGGACAUAAGGGCUUUCGGGCAAGAGGUGAUAGAGGAGGAGGAGGAGGAGGAGAAGAUGAGGGAGGAGGAAAAGAAGGAGGAUGAGAAGGAAGAGGAGGAGGAAGAGGAGAUGAAACAGAAAGAGGAGGAGGAGAUGAAGAAGAAUGAGGAUGACAAUGAGAAUAAGGAUGAGGAAGAAGAUGAAAUUGAGGUGGGGAGCCAGGAACCAGAGCAGGAGCCAGAACAGGAGCAAGAGAGGGUGCCAUUGUUUGAGGAGAUGUUUGGUGAGAUGGGCCAUGAGCACCACCAUCACCACCACAUUCACCACCACCAUAAUGGGAUCCAUGUGAUAGAAGAACUGAUGGAGAUGGAGGAGCCUGUUCUUGUUGACACUUCAACCCAGACGAUUAGCACAACCAUUGGCUACCAUGCUGAGAAUUUCCUGGGUACAUCACCUCCCAUAAUACAGCCCAGCAGACGGAGGAACCAGAAUCGAGUCCCACUUCUGGAGGGCCUUCCAGGUACCAAUUCACCAUUCUACAGCUCUCCACCACUGAUUCGCCGUGCCGGUCGCUUGGGGCAACGCCAAAUUCGAAGACGUCCCCCGGUGCUAUUCCGCCUUACUCCAAGACAGGGGGGCCACCGAGCUGCUCGUGGCCGAAUUCGCGUGUGAGUGAUGGGGCAAACUGGCCACCUGGAACACACCCUUCUACUGCGUCCCCUGCCCCUGCUAUUGCUGCCACACUUGCCCCAUGUACUGACCAGUCGUUAAGGGAGUUCCAGACCUGCCCAACCUGAAGAAGACCUGCAGAGUUCUAGACUGUCUUGCAACCAUGAUCAGAGAGUGACAUGUGCUCAGCCAAGGCCACCUGGGAAAGGAUAGGAUAGCAAAAGCUGUCCUCUUGGCAUAUACUCUGCUCAGUCCUGCCACAAGCUAGAGAGCAGGUUUCUGGGCCUGUUCUCGUGAAUGAACUGGUCACCCUUUUGUAUUCCCCUCUAGUUGUGCCCAGCCUCUCCUGCGUUUAUUCACCCUGUGUUCUACAGUUUUAUCCUCCAACUGGCUCACCAGAACUUCACCCAAUGCCUCACUGAUCUGCCCCAAUGAUUGAAAGGACAAGCUACAUUGAACUCCUAAAGCCACUGAGGCCACUUACUAAAUAUAAUGGACAGUGAGCAGGACGACACCGGGAAAUGUGCCUAGAAGGCUAUGCUUGUUUUGUGCUACACCUCCAGCAGAAGGGCCUGGAAGAGGACCUACAUGUAGCCCAGUGAGAGUGUGCAAAGCCACAUGUAAAAUUGACAAUUUGAGAUUUGUUUGUCCUUAACUGACUGUGGCAAGCUGCCUCCACUUCCAGCACUUGAGUUCAUCUUUCUUCAGACUCCUAUAUUAGGGCCCUUGGAACGGCUUGGCCAAAUCUGGGGCCUUCUCCUCUUACUACACUGUCCUCCUGGACAUCCCCAGAAUACAGCUUGACAUGGCAGGCCCCACCCCUUUCCUUGAUGGUGCCUAAAGGGGCAUUUGGGGUGGUGGAAUAGGAGGAGGAAGAGGGAGAAACCACAUGACUGCUUCAAAUCCUACAGAGUAAAUUUCCUUAGGGAAGAGGGUCUCCUUCCCCAGCCAAAGGUCUCUGCCAGCAACAUUCUGUCCUAGAGGCACCCCACUAACCUUCCCUUCCAAGAUAAACGGCCUGCUCCUUAACUCCCUCCAACUCUUAAGGAGGAGAGUUGGAAGGUUGCCUCUACAGAGAUUGUACCCACUGCAGCCUUGCAUCUUGGACACCUGCUUGGCUCUCACAUGGGGGUGAGUCUCUGGGCUGUUGCUGUACUUUGACUGGACAGUAAGGCUGAUGGUGGUGCUGCCUCUUAGGCAUUCCUGGGACUCCUCAGUACAAAUCCAGACAGGUGCCCUUAUAGAGAGACCUGCUGUUUGCCUUGGGUCCAGAAAACACUGCUUCUGCAGUGAAAAAUACACAUUUACUAUGUCAGCUCUGGCCAUGAAAUGCCAGCCAAAUCCACUCCUUGCCUGAACUGCCCCUGGACACUGAACUCUCUGCACAGUGCCUGGCAGCUGGGCAAGUGCAGCCAAAGUGUCUGUGGCCAGAGGGAAGAAAACAGUGAAUGAAGUGUCUGUUCCACACCGGAGUCUGAAGAUAACCUCAGCCCAGCCUUGGGAUUUGGGGCCUAGAGGCCAGAGGAAGGAGCUGGAGGAAGAGGAGUCACAGAGAUCCAGUCCUCAGACUGGUUUCGGCUUAUUUCCUCGGGAGAGAGUUCCAGAAGGGGAACAGCUAUUCAUCGAGGCUGUGGAUCCUGUUUGCUGAUGUCAACAUGCUGGCCCUGCUGUCUAUGAACUUGUGGAGAAGUGCAAAGGACAGGUGCCUUGCACCCCCACUUCCAGGGACCCCUCAGCACAGGCCCUGCCUGUUCCCAUGGUGCUCACCCUGAACCCUUGCAGCCUCAGCCAGGGAGAGAGUGGAUGAGCAGUGAGCUGGUUUCCGGGCCUCUAGGGGCAGAGGGGGCUUGGGCUUCCCUUUGACCCUCUCCCCGCUUUCCCAGAUCUUCAAUAUUUGUUGUGAUGUGACAGCCACAAGAGCUGUAAGAGGAACUAUGAGCUUUGGGUGUUUCCUUGGGUUGAAAGAGGGGUGGGGGGUGGGUGGGAAAUGCAUGCAGGGGUAUGAAGGCAGCCCAAGGAUUCCCAGAGGCUCGGGAGGAAACCCCCUUGAAAUAAAUGUGUUAUUGUUAUUAUUGUGUUAUUGUUGCACUACUGUGUUGUGAAGAUAAGAAAUUGCUCUGUACGCUAAAGCUUCUCUCCUCAAUAAAAAUAUAAAGGGUGUGUAAA